AGUUCAGUCGAUCUUAAUUUUAGGGUUUUGAUCUGAUACAUAUGCUCAUGCUUGGUGAUCCAUUUUUUGCCACUGUUUGUUCUUUGCAUUAGUAUUUUUCCUUGUGAUAUUUGAUUCACCGAUCUCGUUUCAUUGAUAUGUACUUCCGCCUCCUGUCGUGCGCUGAUAUGGAUGAUGAUGAUGACUAUACUAGUAGUUGUAAAUGGCUGAAGCAAAAUCAACUAUGAGGAAACCAGUGUUCACUAAGGUUGAUCAGCUACGUCCUGGAACCAGCGGACACAAUCUCACUGUCAAGGUUGUUAGUUCAAAGAUGGUAUUACAGAAGGGCCGCCCAGAUGGACCCCAACUACGCCAAAUGAAGAUUGCUGAGUGCCUGGUUGGAGAUGAAACUGGGACCAUUGUCUUUACUGCAAGGAAUGAGCAAGUGGACAUGAUGAAACCUGAAGUUACCAUAAUUUUACGCAAUGCAAAGAUCGAUAUGUUUAAAGGGUCGAUGAGGCUGGCCGUGGACAAAUGGGGGCGUGUAGAGGUGACCGAGCCAGCUGGUUUCGCCGUUAAAGAGGACAACAACCUAUCACUGGUUGAAUAUGAACUGGUCAAUGUGGUGGAAGACUGAUUCUGGGAAUGUGGUCACUCCUACUACUAUGGGGCCAAAACAACUGAAUCGGGCAAGAUAUGGAUUUUUGUGGUUGGCGAGAUUGGCAAAGUGAUGUUUAAGUUCUUUUUCAGAUCCUCCUAUAGUUGCUUGAUGAUGCCCGGGAAGUUUCUUGUUUAACAGGAAUAUCUUUGGGAUUAUAUGUCUACAAGAAAGUAUUGACUGUCUGCUUGGUAUGGUGGGCAUCGAGUGAGUCUGCUCUGGUGGAAUAAAUUGGGAUUCUAUAACCGCCCCUGCUACAGUCAGCUUGCUUAGUUAAAGGAACUUGCUUUGUGUUUUAUUUAUUUUUUUCUCUUUUUGGGUUAAGGCUAAGAUGUGGACUUUAAGGCUAAGAUGUGGACUUGUCUUAUUUGGGAUCUUUAUAUAUACAUGACAAUGCUGUGCAAAUACAGUUCUAAAGUGUUGUGGGCUUUGCUGAAAUAAUAUACCUCAAUGUUGAAAAUCC
Diospyros lotus (date-plum) is the source of this 1100-nucleotide messenger RNA. RefSeq lists its product as uncharacterized. Bases 203 to 616 code for a protein of 137 amino acids. Lineage: Eukaryota; Viridiplantae; Streptophyta; Magnoliopsida; Ericales; Ebenaceae. The transcript is spliced from 3 exons. The record is from RefSeq and is a predicted model, not a curated record.